UAACGCGCGCGGAUCGCGCAUUUUAGGAACAAGCGGCGUCUUUUUCGCUUCUUCCUCUUGCAUGCUGAUAGAAACUGCUGUUGCGCGCUCUUCUGCUGCCGAUAUCCAGAGAUUGCCUAGCCAAAGGUACCUGUUGUGUUUUUGUUCCCUUUAAUUUACGUCAGUUUAGGAACGCGGCGAAAUGGACCGCUUUUCCCCAAGUAAGUACAUGGACCUUCUAUAUCACAGAGAGGGAGAUUGAGUGUUAACAUAUGGAAUGGCAGGCUUGGAAGAGGACCACGAGGAGGAGAUAGCAGAGGAGAAGAUUAUCAAUGAAGGUAUGGUGGAGCUUCCGAGAGUAUAUGACUUUGCACUGAGCACUGACCGAGCUCCUGCAGAAUACAAAACAUGGAAGAAGAAUGCGCCUUUUCUAUAUGAUAUGAUCCUGAGCACCGCCUUAGAAUGGCCAACUCUGACAGCGCAAUGGCUUCCAGACAAGCAGGAGGACCCUGACAAAUCUUACUCUACACAUCGCCUUUUGCUAGGCACUCACACUUCAGGCGAGGCACAAAACUACCUUCAAAUAGCUCAGGUGCAGCUACCAAACCCCAAAAACCCAGAAGCCGAAGAUUACGAUGAAGAGAGGGGUGAGAUUGGAGGCUAUGGCGGGUCCAACAAGACGUCGAUGGAGGUGAAGUUUAACAUCGUCCAAAAGAUUGAUCACAAGGGAGAGGUGAACAAGGCACGGUACCAGCCGCAAAACCCUAAUAUUAUUGCAACAAUGUGUACCGAUGGACGGGUUAUGAUAUGGGAUCGAUCAAAGCAUCCUAGCCUUCCUCAGGGCACAGUUAACCCGCAAUUGGAGUUGUUAGGCCAUACUAGCGAAGGCUUUGGCUUAAGCUGGAAUCCUCAUACUGCAGGAGAAGUGGCCACUGGAAGUGAAGACAAAACUGUCCGGUUAUGGGAUCUUAACACAUACACGAAAGGCAACAAGGCUUUGAAACCAGUGAGAACAUAUACACACCACUCUUCUAUCGUUAAUGAUGUCCAAUAUCACCCACUCCACUCAUCUCUCGUUGGUACCGUCUCCGACGACAUCACCCUCCAAAUCCUCGAUAUCCGUGAAUCAGACACAACGCGGUCUGCCGCUUCUGCAAAGGGACAGCACAAAGAUGCCAUCAAUGCAGUGGCUUUCAACCCCGCCGCGGAAACAGUAGUAGCUACUGGCUCUGCUGACAAGACUAUUGGUCUAUGGGACCUACGAAACCUCAAGUCAAAGCUCCAUGCGCUAGAGUGCCACCAGGACUCAGUCACCUCGCUAUCGUGGCACCCCUUCGAAGAGUCCGUGUUGGCGAGCGCAAGUUACGACAGACGGAUCAUGUUCUGGGACCUCAGCCGCGCAGGAGAAGAACAAACCCAGGAAGACGCCCAAGACGGGCCUCCAGAGCUAUUGUUUGUGCAUGGCGGACAUACAAACCGCAUAUCCGACUUCAGCUGGAACCUUAACGAUCCCUGGGUGCUUUGCUCAGCUGCUGAAGAUAACCUGCUGCAAGUAUGGAAGGUCGCGGAUGCAAUCGUCGGCAAGGACAUGGAGGACGUUCCUACUGAGGAGCUGGAGUCAUGAUACAUUCUGUACUGCCCUGUAACUAUAGCCAACGUAUUCCCCUUGCCACCAACGCUGUGCAUCAUCAUCACAUCACAUCGCAACGCCCAUGUAUCCAUAGCCAGCUGUGCGGACGAUUACAAGACACCCUGCAGAACUACCAGGGCCUGCAUCUCAUCUCUCUUCACUGUAGAUCUUCCCUGUGGCGGCCCUUUUCUGCUCCCUCUAGGCCAGAACGUCCCAGCCCGAAUCCCAACAUGUUCUGCGCCCUGUCUUCCCCAGCAGCUCCCUUCGGCUUCCGUCGUAUUGUUGCUCACAAACCACCCUCAUC
Molecule: messenger RNA, 1913 nt
Organism: Trichophyton rubrum CBS 118892
Lineage: Eukaryota; Fungi; Ascomycota; Eurotiomycetes; Onygenales; Arthrodermataceae
Product: histone acetyltransferase type B subunit 2
Exons: 4
Coding region: 257-1603 (448 amino acids)
Biological process (GO): regulation of gene expression
Cellular component (GO): Rpd3L-Expanded complex; Rpd3L complex; nucleus
Molecular function (GO): histone binding
Source: RefSeq, a predicted model, not a curated record